AUUCAGUACCUAGUGUGCUAUAUAUACUACUCCACGACCUCUGCACUUAUUUGCAUCCCAAGACAUCAGAACCUAAUGAAAAAAGAGAGAACUGAAAAACAUGAGAAAACAAGUCCAAUUCAGUUCGAUCUGCCUCUUGGUUUUGCUCUCAAGCAUUGCUUUGGCUUGUACGAUUUUGAUGGUGGAAGCCAAACCAUGCACGCCAAGCGGCAAAAUCAGAGGAAAACAAGCACCAAGAGACCAGUGCGAUCCUCAUACUGAUGAUUGCUGUCAGGCAAACAGAGUUUACAAAACCUUCGAGUGUUCGCCUCCUGUUUCUAAACACACAAAGGCAAUUCUGACUAUAAAUGAUUUUCAGAAGGGUGGAGAUGGUGGUGGACCUUCUGCGUGUGACAAUAAGUUCCAUUCCAACAACACACCAGUGGUGGCUCUAUCCACAGGAUGGUUCAAUGGCUUGAAAAGGUGCCAUAAGUACAUUACCAUCUUCGGUAAUGGAAGAAGUGUCAGAGCCAUGGUGGUUGAUGAGUGUGACUCAACGAAGGGUUGCGACUCCGAUCAUGGUUUCCAGCCACCAUGUCAAAACAACAUUGUUGAUGCCUCUGAAGCAGUUUGGAAAGCCUUGAAAGUCCCCAAGAAAGACUGGGGAUCAAUGGAAGUUUUCUGGGCUGAUGAUUAGAUGCUGCAGUGACGAAACAUUUUUUCUGUUUCUCCUUUCUGUUCUCUACUUGUCAUCCUCUCUCUCUCUCUCUCUCUUGUGUUUUCUAAGGGGUAGGGGGUUGGGAGGGAGGUUCCAAUGCUUGGACACAAUAAAGCAGCUCAUCCAGAAUAACUGGAUGGCAAGUUGACCUUCAACUUCUUGCAAGAUUUCAAUUUACUCCUCACAAAGUCAUAAUCAUGACUUAACAAUAAAACUUCACGAAUUCAUGCAACUAUAUAGUGCUUUUGAGUUGGUUUCAACUUAAUAAAACUGUUAUAAGAGUUUUGCUUUCCUUGUUAAGUGAAAAUGUUUGACGAAGCAAGAUGAUAAUCUCAUAACAGCAGAAAAUAUAGAAUCCUGGGUUUCAGAUCAUGAUCUUAUUAAAAUAGUCACAGCAAAAAGUACAGAAAACAAA
This is a messenger RNA of Coffea arabica (coffee), 1112 nucleotides long. RefSeq names its product putative ripening-related protein 1. The record is from RefSeq and is a predicted model, not a curated record. Lineage: Eukaryota; Viridiplantae; Streptophyta; Magnoliopsida; Gentianales; Rubiaceae.